Molecule: messenger RNA, 1717 nt
Organism: Ipomoea triloba (trilobed morning glory)
Lineage: Eukaryota; Viridiplantae; Streptophyta; Magnoliopsida; Solanales; Convolvulaceae
Product: alpha-1,3/1,6-mannosyltransferase ALG2-like
Exons: 9
Coding region: 199-1428 (409 amino acids)
Molecular function (GO): alpha-1,3-mannosyltransferase activity; GDP-Man:Man(1)GlcNAc(2)-PP-Dol alpha-1,3-mannosyltransferase activity
Source: RefSeq, a predicted model, not a curated record
AAGUCAAAACUACAAUUCUAACAGGGUGGGCUGAUUUUGAAAUUUCCAAAUCGGAUCCUUGAUGAACAAUUUGGUUUUCAAAGCUCAAGCACUACUCACUCAUAACUCAUAAGCCAUUAAUUUCUUCAACCUUCAAUCAUCCCCACUGGGUUAUUCAUCACAUACUGAAGGCUUUGCAAUCGGGAAGGAAGACCAUCAAUGGAGAAGAGGGACAGCUCGAAAAUGAAUAUCGCGAUUAUCCACCCUGAUCUUGGAAUAGGCGGAGCUGAAAGGCUAAUUGUUGAUGCUGCUGUUGAACUUGCAUCCUAUGGACAUAAUGUUCAUGUUUUUACAGCGCACCAUGACAAAAAUCGCUGUUUUGAGGAGACUCUUUCUGGUACAUUUUCUGUAAAUGUAUAUGGAUCAUUCCUACCCCGGCAUAUAUUUUAUAGACUCCAUGCAGUAUGUGCAUAUUUGCGAUGCAUUUUUGUUGCUCUCUCUGUGCUGUUUCUGUGGCCGUCAUUUGACAUUAUACUGGCUGAUCAAGUUUCUGUUGUCAUUCCACUCAUGAAGCUAAAAAAGUCAAUGAAGGUUGUUUUCUACUGCCAUUUUCCAGAUCUCUUACUGGCUCAGCAUACAACCAUUCUUAGAAGAAUGUAUCGGAAGCCUAUAGAUUUUAUAGAAGAAAUGACAACAGGUAUGGCUGAUUUGAUCCUAGUUAAUAGCAAGUUUACUGCAUCUACUUUUGCAAAGACAUUUGAGCAUCUAAAUUCACGUGGAGUUAGACCGGCCGUGCUAUACCCAACAGUAAAUGUUGAUCAGUUCAGCAAACCUAAUGCUACUGCUAAGUUAAAUUUUCUAUCCAUCAACCGCUUCGAAAGGAAAAAGAAUAUAGAAUUGGCAAUCUCUGCAUUUGCCAGGCUCCAUAAUCAUGAAUUGAACAAUUAUCAACAUGCUAACAUGGCUGAUGCUUCAUUGACUAUUGCAGGUGGCUUUGAUAAACGCCUCAGAGAGAAUGUUGAAUACCUGGAAGAGUUGAAACUCUUGGCUGAAAGAGAAGGUGUUUCUGACCGGGUUAGGUUCAUUACAUCUUGCUCUACUGCUGAAAGAAAUGUGCUUCUCGCUGAAUGCCUGUGUGUCCUUUAUACACCUAAGGAUGAGCAUUUCGGGAUUGUCCCUUUGGAAGCAAUGGCAGCAUAUAAACCCGUAAUAGCAUGCAACAGCGGGGGUCCAGUAGAGACAGUAAAGAACGGUGAGACAGGCUUCCUCUGUGAUCCUAGCCCGGAAGAGUUCUGUUCAGCCAUGGCUAAUUUCAUCCGAGAUCCUAAUCUGGCUGAGAUGAUGGGCCAGAAUGCUCGUCAGCAUGUUACUGAGUCGUUCUCAACCAAAAUAUUCGGCCACCAUCUAAACACCUAUCUUGUCGAUGUUGUACGAGGGAAGGAGGACUGAUCUAUCAAAUGUGGCCUUCAGAUUGCGAAAUACAAGAGUAUGAAUGUAAUUGGGAUUCUGAGAUAAAUCACACUUUUAGUUAAGUGAGCUUACUGAAAACCAAGAAUGAAUUAGAUUCUGAAUUGCAAGAUUUGCAACUGUGUUUCAACUUUUGUCUUACAUAGCCGAUAGAGCUUUAGAUUUGUAUAUUCACUAGUUGAAAUUGUGUUUCAGCUAGCCUCUAACCACUCUAAACGCUCUGAUGCAUAUUCACGGAGGUAAUAUCUCAUUUCCAGCUUUUUUCUGUGAA